This is a messenger RNA of Python bivittatus (Burmese python), 4614 nucleotides long. RefSeq names its product C-terminal-binding protein 2. Gene Ontology annotation, biological process: regulation of transcription by RNA polymerase II. The record is from RefSeq and is a predicted model, not a curated record. Gene Ontology annotation, cellular component: nucleus. Gene Ontology annotation, molecular function: transcription corepressor activity; transcription coactivator activity; NAD binding. Lineage: Eukaryota; Metazoa; Chordata; Lepidosauria; Squamata; Pythonidae.
UCCCCGCAGCCUCAGACUUUCUUCCCAGGGAGGCCCCCGAACCCAGGCCGACGCCGCCACCCGUCCUUAGGCGGGGACGAGUUCGCGUGUUUCGCUCCCCCGGCCAGGGCUGAGCUUCCGUCGCUCUCGCUUUCUCCCGCCUCGCUCCCCCUCUCCUGGUCAGAGUCGCCCAGGCCCAUUUCGCUGUGUCCCAUGGACAGGCACAAAGUGAAGCGCCAGAGGCUGGACCGCAUUUGCGAAGGUAUAAGACCUCCUAUUGGUAAUGGUCCAAUGCCAGCCCGUCCAUUGGUUGCCCUCCUUGAUGGCAGGGACUGCACUGUAGAGAUGCCUAUCCUGAAAGAUGUUGCCACAGUAGCUUUCUGUGAUGCACAGUCAACUCAGGAAAUCCACGAAAAGGUUCUAAAUGAAGCUGUUGGGGCUCUGAUGUACCACACCAUUACCUUGUCGCGCCAGGACCUGGAGAAGUUCAAAGCUCUCCGGGUCAUUGUGCGAAUUGGCAGUGGCUAUGACAAUGUGGAUAUCAAGUCAGCUGCAGAAUUAGGCAUUGCAGUGUGCAACAUCCCGUCAUCUUCUGUAGAAGAAACAGCUGAUUCUACCCUCUGCCACAUCUUGAACCUUUAUCGUCGGGUUACAUGGCUUCACCAGGCCAUGCGAGAAGGAAACAGAGCCUCAAGUAUGGAACAAAUCAGAGAGGUGGCUGGUGGUGCUGUACGUAUCCGUGGUGAGACCUUGGGCAUCAUUGGCCUUGGCCGAAUUGGGCAAGCAGUUGCCUUACGUGCAAAACCCUUUGGCUUCAACGUUAUUUUUUAUGACCCCUAUUUGCCUGACGGAGUGGAGCGUUCCUUGGGAUUACAGAGGAUGGCCACCUUGCAAGAUCUCCUAAUGCACAGUGAUUGCAUCACAUUACACUGCAGUCUAAAUGAGCAUAAUCAUCACCUCAUCAAUGACUUCACCAUUAAACAGAUGCGUCAGGGCUGCUUUCUGGUGAAUACAGCUCGGGGAGGUCUGAUUGAAGAGAAGGCUCUAGCUCAAGCCCUAAAGGAAGGGAGGAUCAGAGGGGCUGCUCUUGAUGUCCAUGAGUCAGAACCUUUCAGUUUUGCUAAUGGGCCCCUAAAAGAUGCUCCCAAUGUGAUUUGUACUCCUCACACAGCCUGGUACAGUGAACAGGCUUCUAUUGAGUCGAGAGAGGAUGCGGCUAAGGAGAUCCGAAGAGCCAUCACAGGUCACAUACCUGAUGGUUUGAGGAACUGUGUUAACAAGGAAUACUUGCUUUUAGCGGCUCAGUGGUCUAGCAUUGAUCCUGCAGCUGUACAUCCAGAGCUUAAUGGAGCUACAGCUUACAGGUUUCCUCCUGGAGUAGUGGGAGUAGCAACCUCUGGGCUGCCGGAGCCACCAGUUGAGGGAAUUGUAGCUCACAGCAUUCCCUCUGUGUCUCACUCUGCACCACAUACUCCUUCUCCAGGAGAGUCAAGCAAAUUGGAGCCAGACAGAGAAAUCUCCACUGACCAGUAGCACCUCUCUUGUCUUAUUCAGCCCUUAAAAUGAAACAGGGAAAAGCUCCUGUUUUUAGGACAUAUUGUGACACCCCCUCCUCUCCUGGACUGCUUCCUCAAUGGACAGGAGAAUGCAUUUCAUUGUUGGCAAAUUCUAGCUCUUGCCUUUAAACAGGUAUUUUUAUAAUGGAUUUAGUUUAAAUCUCUUGGUGAAUCUCUUUCCUUACCUGGGGCAAUGAAGUAGUGAUUUUUCAUUAUUUUGGUAAUGCUUAGUUUUAACAUGCAAGUUCAUAUACCCCUGCCUCCAGUAUGUGAUACAGAGGAAAACAGUACCGAACUGAACAGUACCUGGAUGAACACAUGAAUUCCAGUGAUUUCUAUGACUGGUGUGGUUUUUAAGGUGAUUUCUUAGGUUGAAUAUCAGUUAAGUCUCAGGUACAAGUAAUAAAAACACUGUAAUGGGAUAGGGUGGGGGGAAGCUGUGCAUCUGGAUUGCUUGAUAGAAACAAGUGGAGUCCUUGCUCAGUUGUGAGCACUUACUGCUUCAAUCCUUCCUGCAUGCAUUAACUCGAUGUGGUUGUUGAAUGAUUUGUUCCCAGGGGCUCUGGAUAAAUAAUUACAAAGACCAGAGUGGAUGUGGAAUUCUGCCUGGAAUUUGUGCUUAAAAACAUUUACAGAGAAUCAGUUGAAUUGUUUUAAUAGUUAAGAUGCUUGGGGGGUUACAGGAAGGAGGAUGGUUCAAUUGAGAUUUGAGCCCAGCUCAGGGAAUGAGGACUCAGCUCCACAUAGGGAAGUAGGAGGAGUUUCAGAGCUCAAGGCUUCAUGUUACAGGAUGUCUGCCUACUAAUAGUGCAAACUUUGCAACAACAAAAAAGAUGAAAUCCUAGAAUUUAACUUAGGAUCAAAGUCUUUCUGACCUGUCUUUUUAUAGCUUCAAAGGCCAAGCUAGGAUUUUUCCCUUUGACUUUGUCUAGUGUGAAAUGUAUUAGGGAUGUGUGCAUUCAGUCUUCAUAUUUUUUACUCCAACUCUUCCCUGAAUUCCUUGUCCUGCAACAAACACAAACCAACAGAUCUUAUUCUCAAGCCUGCAGCUAGCUAUGCAGAUUCUUCCUGACAGAUGUAGUUGUUCUAUUCUAUGACAGUUUCUAAUAGGUUUUCUAACUUGAGUGUGUUUUAAAUGAGGCAUUUAAACCCUAUAUAGAGGCAGAACUAGGGUAUAAUUUGUUGGGGGGCAGGGGGAGAAUUGCUUAUUCCUUAGCAUAUUGUCUACACAGCAUAUAUUUCAUCAUGAAACAAAAUAUUUAUUAAUGUUCAGAUAUAUUAUUUUUAUGUUGCUUGGACUUUUGAGCAUGAAAAAUUAUGUUUUUAACCAGUCUACCUAAGUAUACAGCUAAGAGAUGAAUUUGGAGAGUGGCAAUUCCUCUUUCCUAGGGAUUGUCUUGGUUUGGUUUGUGGUGGUUUUUUUAACAGAACUACCAGCCAGGCAAUCUGGAAAAAGGUGAAGUAGAUACCCGCCCACUUCAAUCUGCGCUUACAGCUAAAAGUUAAUAAUAGGUUAGCACAUUCCCAAGCUUCAGAUUGUUCUUCAGACUUAAAUGUCAGUGGCUAACUGGCAGGUGCAUAUCCCCUUUAAUAUGAGUGAGAUACUAAUGGAGAAAAACAAAUCUAAUUUUUGUAUUGUCCAGAUUCAGUUUUUUGCUUGAGAUGGCAUAUUCCCUGAUAGUAUGUGUUAUGUUAGAAUGUAAGUUGGAAGUGUUUGAUAUAGUGUAAGCUCUGAUAAUGUGGGAGGCACAGUAGCUUUAUAAUGGCAUGGAUGAUUAUAAUUAUGUGUUUUAAAUUCAGAUACCUCUUGGGAUGCUCAGGUUUUUUAGCAGUAUCUGGGGUGGGGUAAAUUAACACGUUAGUACUACAUGUGUGACACUUAAGUAUAGGGGGCCUUUCAGUGAACCUUCAGAGAACUUUUAUUUAGGGCAAAAGCAACAACUAUAGCUUUUUAUGGAAUCUUUGUACUAAUUUCUAACCAAUUAAAAACUGGAAUUGAGGUCCAAGCAUAAUUUAAUGUUAUCCCCUAAGAAGGUUGAGGUACCAGGAGUGAUGAUGAAAUGGCUUACUCCCUCAUCCUUCUCCUCCUAUAAAUUUUCUUUACUUUCUCUUUCCCAUUCUAAAAAAUUAGAACCGUAACACCAUUAUGCAUGUAGCCAGGGUUGGACAGCUCUGAACCAGGGUAAAGAUGGCAAAAGGAAUGUAUAUUGAAAGGAAUCAUAGGAUGUGAUGCUACAGCUUAUGUAGUUAUGUUUGCAGUGUCCCUUGAAAAACUGCUCUCAAGCUGAGUAACAGCCAGAUUUAAUGGUGUGUAUUGAUGUUCAUGUUCCAUGUAUUGAAGUGGAAAAACUAAUCUACAAAAUAUAAAAGAUGUAUGUAGUUGUUUCCAGUAGGCAUAUUUGAGAUGUUUUGUUGUGACUGAGAAGGCAUAAAAAUGGAGGGUAAGGGAAAUGAAAAUUAGAUUGUAGGAAAUAGUAGCCAUAGAAAAAGCAGAGAACUAUGAAAGAUCUUGAAGCCCUAGAAUGCCAUUUUUUUUUAGUUCUCGAACUUCACUAGUUGAUAAUACAUCAAGUUGUUGGCUACAACCAUAAGAGCAUGAAUAUGCUUUAAAAAUGAAAGCUGGGAUUCUCAGGAUAUUAAGUUUAACUAAAGAUUCUAUACUUGUAUGAUGUCAAGUAUACACACUGCCCUGGAAAUAAGCCUCUGUAUAUUCUUAAUCUGAUAUUGGUGUAUAUUUCACUGGCCUCUUGCAACCCAUAUGAUAUCACUGUGGCUUUAUAGCUGCUGUUUUAAGUUCUAAUGACCCAUAGGUUGAAUGUUCCAGCCACAGGUGUCUACAGCUAGCCACAAUGAUGCCAAAAGGAAGAAAUGUGCAUUAUGACAUCAUGACACAAGCUCCAUGCUUUUGUACUUGCACUUACAUUGCAAUGCACAUUUCAUCACUUGCCUCCCUUUGUCCACCCAUGUAUGCCUAUGAUUCCAGCUGUAGAGACUUGGGAAGUAAAAGCCCCAGAAUCAUAUUGUGUUUCUAGCAGAGUUCAUCGGCAACUGCUUUGUUGCUGACUGUUUCUGUCUUUUG